AUGCCCCUCCCCAGCGCCCUCGCCGACCACAUUGACCGCUACGUCGACUCGCUCUACCCAGACAUCCACCCCCGCAUCGUCUCCGAGCUCGACGCCUUCCAGCAAAAGACCAUCGACUCCCUCGAGGACCAGGUCGUCGACGCCUUCCGCUCCCUCUUCAAUCGUGACUCCAACAGCAAUGCCCGCCAGCUCGACCCCAACCCGCCGGACGCCUACGGCGGUCAGUCUCUCCCCUUUGCCGACGAGAUCGCCGCCCUGACCCGCGGGUUCAGCCAGGUCGCGGCCGAGGCGGGGGACGAUCUGGGGGAUAUCUUCAACCUCACUGAGGGCGGCGGCGGUGGCAAUAAUAAUAACAACAGCAACAGCCGUGCCCGCGGCUUCGGCGACUUCACCUCUGGCGGCGGGGCAGGCGGGUUCCUCUCUGCCGCCGUCAAUGCCGUGCAGGACCACCUCGACAACCGCUCCGGUGGUGGUGGUGGCGGGGGUCUGCAACUCGACGGCCUGCUGGGCGUGCUGAGCGACACGGUCAAGGACACGGCGCGGCACCCGGAGGAGAAGGCCCGGCUGAUCAGCCCGGAGAUCAAGGAGCACGUGGGCAACAAGCUGCGCGAGCAGCACGCGCCCAUCGCGGAGCAGUUCACGCGGCUCGCGCUCGAGCACAUCAAGCGCUGGCUACGGGGCAACACGAGCGCCGGGGACGUCGGCGACGGGGUGCGCGGGGAGAUCCACGAGCAGGUGCAGGACCUGGUCAAGGGGCUGGGCGGGCUGUUCAAGGGCGGGAGGGAUCGCGGUGGUGAUGGCGAGCGGUCGAGGGGUUUUAAUGAGGGCGAUGGUGGUGACAGUGGCAGUGGAGGAGGAGGCGGUGGCUUCUCGGCCGUCAUCAGCGACAAGCUGAGCACUGGCCUUGCGCGCGUGCACAGGGAGGUCCGGCUCGAGUUCCGCACUAUCCUCGGCGCCAUUGAGAAGCAGCUGUUUGAGCUGCUGCCAGACCAGAUCCAGGGCCCGCUCGAGAGGAUCCUGGGCGGCAACCCGUUCGACUCGGAGCUCGACAGGAACGCCGGCCGUGCAGGGGGAGGAGGAGAUCGGGAGCGCGGAGGCGGGGACUUUGUCGACGACGUCAAGGCCAAGCUGGUCGACCGGAUCCGGGGCUUCGUGCGCAAGGUCCAAGAGCUGCUGCGCGAGAACAUCCUGGGCGUGGUGAAUGGCGGGCACCGCAGGUUCGAGCGCGAGAGCUGGCUGUUUGUGCAGAACAUGGUCGAGAUGAAGGUGCAAAAGUACCUGCCCGAGGUGCGGAUCAACGUGCCCGACGACAUUGGCAACGAGGGCGUCCGGGUCGAUCCGCCGUCGGAGCGGUCGCAGCGGCCAGGCGGAUACUGA
Microdochium trichocladiopsis is the source of this 1377-nucleotide messenger RNA. RefSeq lists its product as uncharacterized. Bases 1 to 1377 code for a protein of 458 amino acids. The record is from RefSeq and is a predicted model, not a curated record. The transcript has a single exon. Lineage: Eukaryota; Fungi; Ascomycota; Sordariomycetes; Xylariales; Microdochiaceae.